AUGAAACUGUCGGAAGCACUUCAUAUUGCUGCAAAAUGUAAUAGAAAAGAAACAGUCGAACUUCUUCUUCUUUUGCAUGGUGCAAAUAUCAAUGAAGAAGAUAAAUUCGGAAAAAAAACAGCUCUUCACAUUGUCUCAGAGAAACAUAGUGAUGAAAUAAUUGUGCAAAUAUCAAUGAAAAGGAUAAUGAUGGAGAAACAGUUCUCCAUUAUGCAGCACUUCAUAAUAAUAUACAAACAUGAGUAUAUAAUAUCAUUAUGCAAUGCAGUAUAA
Messenger RNA from Trichomonas vaginalis G3, 273 nucleotides. RefSeq names its product protein ubiquitination. The transcript has a single exon. Gene Ontology annotation, molecular function: protein binding. The coding region runs from base 1 to 273 and encodes 90 amino acids. The record is from RefSeq and is a predicted model, not a curated record. NCBI's taxonomy places the organism in Eukaryota, Parabasalia, Trichomonadida, Trichomonadidae.